CGCGAAGGGAAGCUCCUCGGGACGCGAGGUGGGAGGGUACUUCCGGUCCUAAUCCUCUGAGGAGCUUCAGGAGCAGCAGCAGCUUUAUCAUCAUGCGGGAGGGCUUGCUAGGCCGGGCCGGAGCCGCAAGCAGGCCAGCAGGAUACGCCUCGGGCACAAUGGAUGUUGUGGCAGGAAUCGAAGUUGGAGCUGAAAUUGAAGUGACCGAAGAUGGAAUGCUGGAGGAAUUGCCUUUACAUUUGGAAAAUGCCAAGAAUUACCUUUCCUGGGAAUCUUUGGAUGUCUCCAGCAGUGACGAUGAUGGAGAGGGCUAUUUCAGCUUCUGCUUGCCUGUGAGACGUCCCUCCCGGCCUGUAGAGCGGCCACCAGUUCGGCGCCAGCAGGUCCAGCGUGCGCCACCCCAGCGGCCACCAGCCCCACCCUCUCCUGUGAAGCCACUAGAUUAUGAGAACUGGCUCCCUCCCAUGUACCCCUGCCCAUUGGUCUCAGACAUUCCCUCUCCCCCAGUGCUUGGUGCUUACCAGUGCCAGAAGUGCCUGCAGGUGUUCAUGGAAGAGUGGCACUAUCUCCAACACCUCCAGGAUCACAUUCAGGAGGAAAUACAGCUACAGCAGGCAGUGCUGCAACAGCAGCAUCAACAACAGCAACAGCAGGCAGCGCUGCAACAGCAGGCAGCGCUGCAACAGCAGGCAGCGCUGCAACAGCAGGCAGCGCUGCAACAGCAGGCAGCGCUGCAACAGCAGGCAGCGCUGCAACAGCAGGCAGCGCUGCAACAGCAGGCAGCGCUGCAACAGCAGGCAGCGCUGCAACAACAGACAGCGCUACAACAACAGCAGCAACCCCAACCUCAGCCUCACUCUCCACCGCGAAAGCUUCGCUGCCUGGAGUGUGGCAAGCGGUUCCUGCACCCUGAGCACUUUGCUCGCCACACCAAGUGGCAUCUGAAGCUGGUGCGCAAGGGCAUCAAAGUCUGUCACAGGAAAGGAAGCCGGCGCUCCUCCCAGAUUUCCUAUGUUUACAAGCCCCUUACUGAAAACCCAUCUGUAGCAGGGGGGGAUGCUUCUGGCCCCCCAGUUUCCCAAGAGAGUCAGAAGCAGCCAAGAGGUGUCUUGAAGGCCAACAGGCGAAAGGCCCUCAAGCACCAUAAAAAGUUGGUUCCCGAGGCUUCACAGGCUGAGGGUCUGCUCGGAUCCACCUUCCCAGAAAAUUCUGUUGCCAUCUUGGAUGGAGACGGAGGUGUCAAUCUCCUGCAGCCAUGGCAGAAGCAGGAUGCUAUCUUAGAAGGUCAGGUGGCGGGGACGGUCUAUCAGUCAGCAGUCCUGAAUGCUGAAAAUCAGAUAAUCAUUGUGGAUGAUGCUGGGGCAGAAGCUGUGGCUGUUGCGCCAGAUCAUCGCUACACUGAGUUACAGGCUGCUGUCUUUGAAAGCCAGGGGAACAUGAAUGAGGUGAGGCCCCUCUUCCUCCAGGCUGAAGAGCAAGCAACUCUCCUGGAUAACCAAGCAGGCUUGAAUUCCUUGCAGUUAGAAAGCAUCAAAGAUCAGGCAGUCAUAGGAGCUGACUGGGCAGGCCAGAAUCCUUGUACUCUUUUUAGGACUGUGCUCCUACAGGCUGAGGAGCAGGCAGCCACUGUGGACAGCCAAAUGGGGCCCAGUCCCCUCCAACAGGUGAUCAUCAAGACCUCAGAGGGGUCGCCCACUUUUUACUUGGACUCAGACCCUCACCUGUCUUCCCUGGACCCAGCAACUGUCCAUUUUGUCCCUGUAGAUCAAGAGUCUCAGUUUGUAACAGUUCCAUAUGGAAACACACUGACCUUGGAGCCAACAGAUGAAGGAGAGAAGACUUGGGAGUCCCAAACAACAACCUUUCAGUUGCCAGGUGACCUUCAAAACUUGCAGCAGCAAAACAAGCAGCUGUCUCCUACUGUGACCACUGACCAGUCAACCAAAGGUCCAAUGAUUGUCCCUUUGGUGCCUGGUACUUCUGGGGACCACCCUGAGGUCUUAGACCUGGAGUACGAUACAGGAGGUGGCAUUCCAGUCGCCUCUGAGCCUUGGGAGGCUUCUGUGAGAACUGGGCAGGAAGGUUACCACACUGAGGAGGUGAUGGAGAAUAAUGUGAUUGUUGUGGAGAUAGAAGAAGAGCAGUGCAGCCAAGGGUCUGUGGUGAGCCGCCCGCACAAAUGCUCCCGCAAGCGGGCCUUCCAUAGAACUAGAAAAUCCAUCAUUAAAAAGCGCCUUGGGUGCUUUAAGUGUCCCGACUGUAGUGUUUGCUUCAACCGGGUAUCUCAGCUCCGCACCCAUCGAAAGAGGCCAAAGCGCCGAGGACGGAGCUACCUGUGUGAAUGUGGGGCUUCGUUCCAUGGCCUGCUGCAUCUCCUGCGUCACCAGCUCCAGCACCUGGCAGAAGCUCUCUUUAUCUGCUCAACCUGCGGAAAGUCCCUCCAAGGCCACCAACAUCUGGCGAAACAUGGCACCUGCAACCCCGGCCCAGCCGUUUUCAGCUGCUCUUGCGGAGUCAGCUUCCGACGCUUGCCGCGCUACCUUUGGCAUCAUGUGAGGAGCCAGAAGCCCGGCCUAAGGGUUUACACACUCUCAGGUUUCCUCUCUUCAGCCUGAAGUGGGACAACAGUCGUGUGGACUUGGGAUGAGAGGGAGGGAAACCAUGAACUUCUUGACUGGAUGUCUGGUUUUGGAGAUGGGAUAGGACAUGAGUAUGCGAGGCCUUCUUCUGGGGAGCAUUUAGUCAGAAAUGGUUUAUCGUUUGUGAAGCAUAAGGAAUAGGGAUGUUUUGAGUUGAUUAUUUCCAGUGUUAAUGAAGAUUAUGGUAAUUAAACUGAAGAUUCUGAUCCCUGA
Molecule: messenger RNA, 2852 nt
Organism: Anolis carolinensis (green anole)
Lineage: Eukaryota; Metazoa; Chordata; Lepidosauria; Squamata; Anolidae
Exons: 3
Coding region: 93-2615 (840 amino acids)
Source: RefSeq, a predicted model, not a curated record